This is a messenger RNA of Oreochromis aureus, 8279 nucleotides long. It is a transcript of the gene taok2a, whose product is annotated as TAO kinase 2a. Gene Ontology annotation, molecular function: protein kinase activity; ATP binding. The coding region runs from base 546 to 4115 and encodes 1189 amino acids. The transcript is spliced from 20 exons. The record is from RefSeq and is a predicted model, not a curated record. Gene Ontology annotation, biological process: protein phosphorylation. Lineage: Eukaryota; Metazoa; Chordata; Actinopteri; Cichliformes; Cichlidae.
GGUCACCGCUCUGAGUCCCGCCCCGCCAGCCCGUGCCAUCUUGUGUUUAGCAAGAACAAAAACGGGGGAAGAAAACACGCCCGGCCCGGGGACGGGGCGCGGAUUUUCAGGCUGCUUUUUAGGCGUGUUUUUCAGAAAGGUUGGUGCAGCUGGACAGUAUGCUCGGAGGAGUAGCGGCGGGGAGAAACAGCAGCCACACCCCGCAGGACAGCUCCGGUUAACGUUAGCUCUCAGGUUAUCCGAGUUAAGCUAAGCUAACCAGUUAGCAGCGGCUAAGAGCGCAGGACGGAGGCGAGCUUCGAGUCUGAGCCGGUGUGUGACAUCUGGAAACCCCGCAUUAACUUCACGAAUAUCAGCAGGGACCUGAAUGGAAAUGCCCCGAACGUGGUGGUGACUGUGUGCAGAGAGGGAUUCCGGGCUAUGUGGAUUGAGGUCCACUGUUAGCUCGGCUGCUAACAGUUGUUUUUCGGUUCAGAGCGGAACCACAAUAAGCCGCGUCUGCAGCACUGACCUGAGCUCCUCUCUCCAUCCUCCAGGCCCUGGCCAUGCCCUCGAAUGCGCGGGCGGGCAAUCUGAAGGACCCCGAGGUGGCUGAUCUGUUCUGCAAAGAUGACCCGGAGAAGCUGUUCACCGACCUCCGGGAAAUCGGCCACGGGAGCUUUGGAGCGGUGUACUUUGCCCGUGAUGUGCGCAACAAUGAAGUGGUGGCCAUCAAGAAGAUGUCGUACAGCGGCAAGCAGACCAACGAGAAAUGGCAGGACAUCAUCAAAGAGGUGAAGUUCCUGCAGAAGCUUCGCCACCCCAACACCAUCGAGUACCUGGGCUGCUACCUGAAGGAGCACACGGCAUGGCUGGUGAUGGAGUAUUGCCUCGGCUCGGCCUCGGACCUCCUCGAAGUUCACAAAAAGCCACUCCAGGAAGUAGAAAUAGCUGCUAUUACCCAUGGUGCACUGCAGGGAUUGGCAUAUCUUCACUCUCACAAUAUGAUUCACAGGGACGUGAAGGCAGGAAACAUCCUGCUGACGGAGCCGGGUCAGGUCAAACUGGGGGACUUUGGCUCCGCCUCCAUCGUGUCUCCGGCCAACUCCUUCGUGGGGACGCCAUACUGGAUGGCUCCGGAGGUGAUCUUGGCCAUGGACGAGGGCCAGUACGACGGGAAGGUGGAUGUCUGGUCCCUGGGCAUCACCUGCAUAGAGCUGGCGGAGAGGAAACCCCCCCUGUUCAACAUGAAUGCUAUGAGUGCCUUAUACCACAUCGCUCAGAAUGAAAGCCCCGUCCUGCAGUCCAAUCACUGGUCCGAUUCCUUCCGCAGUUUCGUCGACUCUUGCCUACAGAAGAUUCCCCAGGACCGGCCUACCUCGGACGUGCUUCUCAAUCAUCGCUUCUUGUGCCACGAGCGCCCGCUGACCGUCGUCAUGGACCUGAUCGCACGCACCAAAGACGCGGUGAGGGAGCUCGACAACCUGCAGUACCGCAAGAUGAAGAAGAUCCUGUUCCAGGAAACCCAACAGAACGGCCCCGUCACCGAGGGAGGCGAGGAGGAGGAGGAGGUGGAGCCGUACCUGCUGCAAACGGGCACCGUUAACAGCAUGGAGAGCUCCCAGUCUGUUCCCAGUAUGUCCAUCUCAGCCAGCUCUCAGAGCAGCUCGGUCAACAGCCUCGCCGACGCCUCCGACGACAGCAGCAACGAGAUGGCCAUGAUGCAGGAGGGCGAGCACACGGUCACCUCCAACAGUUCCAUUAUCCACCGACCCACGGGUCAGGACAACAUCUACGAUGAUCCGUACCAGCCGGAGAUGGAUCAGCCUCAGGCUCCUUCAGCUGGACGCCGGCGAGCCUUCUAUCGAAACCGUGACCACUUUGCCACCAUCCGCACAGCGUCUUUGGUGACCCGUCAGAUCCAGGAGCACGAGCAGGGCUCGGCGCUGCGUGAGCAGAUGUCCGGCUACAAACGCAUGAGGCGGCAGCACCAGAAGCAGCUGAUGAGCCUGGAAAACAAGCUGAAGGCGGAGAUGGACGAGCAUCAGCUGAAGCUGGACAAAGAGCUGGAGAACCAGAGGAACACGUUCUCCACCGAGGCCGACAAGCUGGGCAAGAAGCACCAGGCCAUCCUGGAGAAGGAGACGAAAGCUGCUCUGGCGGAGGAGAAGAAGUUCCAGCAGCACAUCCUGGGCCAGCAGAAGAAGGAACUCACCAGUUUACUGGACUCGCAGAAACGCCAGUACCGCCAGCGCAAGGAGCAGCUGAAAGAGGAGCUGAGCGAGAACCAGUCGACUCCGAAGCGGGAGAAGCAGGAGUGGCUGGUCCGUCAGAAGGAGUGUCUGCAGCAGAUGCAGGCAGAGGAGGAGGCCAGCCUGCUGCGGCGGCAGCGGCAGUACUACGAGCUGCAGUGCCGCCAGUACAAGAGGAAGAUGCUGCUGGCUCGCCACAACCUGGAGCAGGACCUGCUCAGAGAGGAGCUGAAUAAGAAGCAGACCCAGAAGGACCUGGAGUGCGCCAUGCUGCUGCGGCACCACGAGUCCACCCAGGAGCUCGAGUUCAGGCAGCUGGGUACGAUGCAGCGCACCCGUGCCGAGCUGAUCCGAACGCAGCACCAGACCGAGCUGACCAAUCAGAUGGAGUACAACAAGCGGCGCGAGCAGGAGCUUCGGCAGAAGCACGCCAUGGAGGUCCGGCAGCAGCCCAAGAGCCUCAAGUCCAAAGAGCUGCAGGUCAAGCGUCAGUUCCAGGAGACCUGCAAGAUCCAGACCCGUCAGUACAAAGCUCUGAGGAACCACCUGCUGGAGAGCACUCCAAAGUCCGACCACAAGGCCGUCCUCAAACGCCUCAAAGAGGAGCAAACACGUAAGCUGGCCAUCCUGGCCGAGCAGUACGACCACUCCAUCAACGAAAUGCUGUCCUCUCAGGCUGUGAGUAAGGCAAGGAAACCUCCGUGCACCUGCACACCUGACAACCACCCACACCUGAAACCCCGCACACCUGACAACUUCCCACACUUCAGCACCAGCACACCUGAAAACCUGCACCUUAGAACCAGAGGCCUGUACUACAAGGCAGGAUUUGGGCUUAUCCAGCUGCGGCUGGAUGAGACGCAGGAGGCCGAGUAUCAGGUCCUCCGCAUGCAGCUGCAGCAGGAGCUCGAGCUGCUGAACGCCUACCAGAGCAAGAUCAAGAUCCACACGGACACGCAGCACGAGCGCGAGGUGAAGGACCUGGAGCAGAGGGUGUCGAUCCGCCGGGCGCUGCUGGAGCAGAGGAUCGAGGAGGAGAUGCUGACUCUGCAGAACGAGCGCUCCGAGCGAAUCCGGACGCUGCUCGAGCGCCAGGCCCACGAGAUCGAGGCCUUCGACUCGGAGAGCAUGCGUCUGGGCUUCAGCAACAUGGCGCUGACCGGCAUCCCGGCUGAGGCUUUCAACCAGGGCUACCCGACCCCCAGCCCGUCCUCGGGCUCCGGCGGCUGGCCGUCGCGGCCCGUCCCGCGCUCCGGCAGCCAUUGGAGCCACAGCGUGCAGAACUCGGUGACGACUCCAUCCUGGCGCAGCCAGAAUCACGGCGGCGGAGGCUUCAGCCGCGCCGAGUCCAUCGCCUCGUCCCACGGCCUCGGCAGGGACGGCGAGAUGAGCAAGAGCCGGGGCCACUCCUCCUCCUCCCAUCACCAGCAGCACUACCUCCCCCAGCACUACCAACACCACCAGAGCACACCGCAGCUCUACCGCGACGCCCACGAGCGCGACUCCAGGGAGCGGGAGCGCUCCAGGGAAUGGGUGGGAGGAGGCGGCCACUACGCCCAUCACUCCCAGGGCCACCACCUCUCCUCCCAUGCCUCCUCCCAGUCCCUGGCCCUCCUGCCUCCGCCACCUCCGCCUCCUCCCAUCGCCCUCUCCACCUCCUCCCCUCCCUCCUCCACCUCCUCGUCCUCUUCCUCACAGGGCGGCUACAGUGGUGGCGGUCUGAGUGUCAGGGGCCCCAGCCUGAUGGCGCUCAGGAACAGCCCUCAGCCGCUGAGGCGAACAGCCUCCGGGGGGCCUGGUGGCGGGGGGAGCGACAGCGGGCUGACCCGGAGCACGUCGGUCACCUCGCACAUCUCCAACGGCUCUCACCUCUCCUACUCGUGAAGCCGGCGCUGUUCUUCGUCCGGGGGCGCCGUCCUGCUUCUCUCAGGGGACACAGAAGCAGAACGGCGCCAUUUUGAGACGCCGUUUCGGUCUUCAGCGCUCUGAUCCUAAAAAAAACUCGUCACAAGUUUUAAAAAGUCAAUUUUGAACGUGCCCUUUAUACGCAGUCACUACAGCUGCACGGGAGCAGCGAUCAGUCAACAACACGUCCAGCUACCGCGACGCCAACACGUCGACCGAGACAGAGCGACGGCUGUGGAGCUUCCACUCGGCUCGCGGUGCUUUAUAAACCACUGUAACUAUGUACAUAGCUGAACUGUAGACGCCGUUUCUGGUUCCUAAGUGUUUCAUACAUUCAGGGCGGGGGGCGGGGUUUGAAGGCGUGGUGUACAGGCGGCGACCGAUUUCGUAAAAUCAACUUUUAUUUGUAGUGCUAAGAUUCUGUACACGACAAUAAAAACAAACACUGCCGUCUUUCUGUUGACCUGACACAAACCUACCACUGCCCUCCGAGCCACUUAAAGGAACACGCCCAUGUCGCCGUGAGUCGCCUCGGUGUCAGCGCGCUCGCUACAGGAAGCCCCUCCAUCUUUGUUUUUCUUUUGUUCAAACAACCAAGUUUACGAGAUCUCUGCGUAGUGACGUUUACACUCGUCUCUGAGGCAGAUGUUCUACUUCCUGUUGAUCCCAUCGUACGGGAAUGAUCUACUGGCCAGCAGGGGGCGCUGUGAGUGGUCAGACUGAAAGAGCACAUUUUAUUUUAGUUUCCGGCAUCGUUAACGUCUGCUGAUGCGUGCUGAAUUAGGAUGGCGCCUGUUUCUGAACGAUAACUCCAGCAGGCAUCAGGAGGAGAGUCAGCUGCCUGUGGAUGAUGCUGCUGCUCAAGACACGCCUCGAAUCAAAAUGGAGGAUGCCAUAAAGCGAUUUGUGGCGUUUUCACUACAACAGAAAAACGUAAAACAAGUUUCAUGAAGAAGAAAGUUUACGUUUCUCUUUCAGCUUCGCACAAUUCCCAAACUGGCAAAUGAUCCGUGCCACGUUCUUACUCUCAGCACCUCACGCAAGAUUUAGCUUCAGGUGGAAUUCUUUAAAUGGUGUCUUUGCGCGUUUAGUCUGCAGGUAACUUAACUUAAAGGUGUGUUUACCUGCCGUCAUUAUCCUGUUGUAAUGCUAAGCUAGGCUAACCGGGGCUCCUCCCUGUGCUUAAUCUGAGAGCUCGACGUCGGGCGACUCGUUCCUUCAAAGUGACGCCGCCGCAGAGUUUUAGAACUGAAAGUGUGUGUGUGUGUGUGUGUGCGUGCUCCGACAGCUAACCCCACACCUCCACCUGACCCCCCCCUUCCUCCCUCCACACUCUGCAUCUGUAGAUAAGGUGUACAUGUGCGUCACAGAGUAGUGCGGUGCAUGGAGCUCGUGUACAGGCGGCGUUUGUAUGAAUAAACAUGCACACUACCUAUUUAUAUAAAAGCUUAUAGAUGUAAGAUACCUGUGUACAGGUAGCAGGUAAACUGACGAUUGUUCACUGUCCAAAACUCUUGACUUGUACAUAGAAGCACUAAUAACUCUGAGGCUGUGUUAGAGUAAUAAUGAUGAUUAUUUUGUCACGUGACCUGAUUUGUAGACGAAUAGACGCCAUCAUUAUUAUUACCUCUACUGCAGCUGGAAUAUUUAUGUUGUACGCUAAUUUUUAAAUGUGGAUUGCCAAUUUUGACCACUAGGUGGGGAAUAAGCGCAAUGUUACUGUGAUAGAGUUAUAAAAAAUAUUCACGUUUCUAAGGAGGACAAAAAGGACUACCUUUCCCAGCAUUCCUGUCGAGGUCUCAGGGUGGGAGUCUCCAGUUCUGGGCAGGGCUGCAGGGUUUUUUGUCUUGUUUUCAUUUCUUCUUUUUUUGUUUGUUUGUUUUGUUUUGAGCCAGUAUUAUCACAUGACGUAUGGACAUAUUUCCGGAUCUUUCACUACGUUUUGGUGCCAUAACUUUAUCAUUUUUUUGUUUUACACAUCGCAGUCUUUAUGGUGCGAAAAACUUUCCCAAAAACACUGUAACAUCUGCAAGAACACCUCCAAAUACGGAAGCCCAAAGGUGUCCAAUAUUAGACUUUUUAAAAAAAUGAAUAGUAUUUAUUAGUAUAAGCAGGUUUUAAAACGUCAACCUAUUAUCAAUACAUUCUUUAAUAACUAAUGGCAGACUAACACUCUAAGAAUAUUUUAUUUUAUAUUUUUUAGUUUUUUAAAUAAAAAUUCACAUUUAUUCCCUAAAGAAUUCCAGUUUUGUGUGUUUUGAGCUGGCAGUGGACCUCAGAGCUGUAAUUAUAAUUUUAUUUAAAAUUUAGAGUAAAACCACUUUAACAUUUUUAUUUUUUUUUUUUUCUUCAUGGCUUUUUCCCCAAAGUAACUGAACCCAUUAAUUAACCAGACAUCAGCAGCUCACCUCUGUCAUCCUUUGUCUUGGCACCCUUUUUAAUUUUAUACAUUUGUUUAUUUAUUGGUUUUUAUAUUUGAGAUUUUAAAAACGUUUAAAUUACAUGAGAGCUAAAAAGAGACUUCUGUUAAAACAACCUUUCAGUCAUUCAAUUUUUUUUUUCUAAACAAAAAACCCAUUUGGUGUUAAUGAGUUAAAUUUUAAGAUUUAUAAUAAGUUUCAAGUUUGUUGGGAUAAACUUUAAAUUAUUUGCGUUUAAGGUGAAUAUUGGCAUCUUUGGGGCUCCGUACAGGAAUUCCACUCUGUGUGUUUUCCAGACAAACACCUCUGUUUCAUUUUGCACAGUCCGAAUGGGUAGAAGAUCAUCUUUUUGUCACGUCUACCUCAUUUGCACUGAAAGGAGACGAAUGUUCAGGUGGACUUUUGAGGAAAAACAAAAAUUUCUUGGCUUUUUUUCGUUUUCCUUCAUUUUGUGCAAAUGUUGACGGGACGAUGAGUGCAAGCAGGAAGGGACAAACUUAACGCCGCGCACAGUGGAAAACUGUCCGCGGGACGUGCUGGACUUUAAAGACACGAAACGCUGCGCUGAGGAAGAUGUUUGGUGGGGCGGGGCGGGGUGGGCGCAGUGCUCCUCCUCCUCCUCCCUCAAAAAAAAACAAACUUCAUUUUGCCAACUUUGUUUUUUUUUAAAUAGCAUUUAUUGUGAAAUGCUAACCAUUCCUCAAGUGUUAUUUUGCCAAUUAAAGCUGCAGACCGAGGAAGAAUCCAGAUCUUCAUCUACGUUUACAGCCAUGAGCAGUUUACUGACUGCAGGAUUUCUGUGUAUUGUCACGUGGUCACAAUUUAUAGGACGUGUUCAUGUUUGCUGUCCUCAGCGACAGUUACAGAGAUGUUUUCAUGUUCUGGUCAACAAAACGUUUAAAAUGCUUUUUAAAUGUGUCGUCUUUAUAUUAGGAGCUGAAACCGGUCAAUCGAACAGUGUGAUUGGAAAUUUAUUGAUAAGUAAUUUUUUUGGGACAAAGUUAGAUUGUCAUGUUGGAGCUUCUCCAGGAUUUUAAAAUAUCUCGUCUCCUUUAAGAGGAAAGAUGUUCACAAAGGAAAUCUCUUUAAAAUGUAUAUUAUUAUAAAAUGACACUAAUCGUUCUUCAGCUGAUUGUUCUCUUUCCAACAAAGUUUUAAUGUGCUUAAUUACAGCACAAGUCCUAAAAACACAAACGAAUUACAGUUAAAAUCGUAUAAAACAAACUUUUGGAACUAGAAAAAAACGUCUAGCAGCAAAAGUUUCAAUCUUUAUCGAUUUAUCGUUUCAGCUCCACAUUUUUCACUUUUUCUACAUUUUUAUUUCAUUUUCUCAGACUGCUCUGUGCUGUGUUCAAGGACAGUUUUACAUUUAAAAACUGAAGGUUCACUCUGUUUGAAAGUGCAAAGUUACCGAUUUCAAGAGUGGAGGGCAAACAAAAUGUUUCUGUUCGAUUCCUCACAUUUCCUCCUGCAGCUUUAAACUUUCAGAAAAAAAAAAAGAAAAAUCCCCGGGAGCGUUUGAGGCCGUCAGCGUGAUGAGGAUGAAGAGAAGGAGGCAGAGUCGACUGCUGUUUGUGUGCAGAGCAGGAUGAAGGCUGUGUGUAUGUCAAAGGAGGGCGAAGUGAAAAUGUUCAGGUCGAGUGUUUCAGGAGCGUUGGAAAAAUGAGUUGUACAGAAACGUAAUAAAAUAAUUUUGGAGAAAUAAAAGAACAAAAACAGAAAA